AACUGUUUCAUCACCCAUUCCUGAGGGUACAGCUCUGCCACCGGUACCACGUUGUUGGCCCUGAGUCAUUUCCUAGUGUAGACAGGGAGGUAGGCAUGGAAAGCGGGGCCAUGUGGGACAGUUUUGCCUUGAUUUGCAAAUGUGCAAUUUGGUUUUCUAAGUCUGGUGUCCCAGUGUUCAGCUAUUUUUAAUAUGUCCAACCUCCUUUGCAGUGUAGAGUUCAUGAGCAGGGGAAAGUAGCGAGAUCUGUAAAAAAACUGAUGAAUGAGAUUUUAAAUGUCUCAUGGAUCAAGUCUCGGAAUGUUUCUCGGGUGAGAAACUUACGUAUUAAGUAGAUAAUGCAGGUCCUUGUUGCAAUGAGGAUUGUGUUGAGUGUGAGGUUUGGUUUCGGUUCUUUAAAGGGGCCUAGGUCCCAAUCCUGCAAACACUUAAGUGUGCGAAUAACUUUACUCCCAUGAGUAGACCCAUUGGAUUGUUUGCAGGACCUGGCCCAAUAUUCCAUCUGGAUUAGGCCCGAUGUUGCAUAAUAAUUAUUUUUAAAAGGUCUGAGAAAGCCUCAUGUUAAUGGAUGUGCAUUCAUGAUUUUUUAUUUUCAAUCAAAAUUAGAUUUAGGUGAAAAGAAACAUUGAUACCUCUUGAAAUUUUAUUUAAAGUCCCAGGUCCUGGAGUCAGGUGAUUAUCUGAGCAACUCCGUUUUCAUUUUAAAAAGAAAUUCUAGCCUUUGUGGUUAUGGGCAAAAGCUUGCAAAUGUGACCUGAGUGCCCCAUGAAAGCUCAAAACACCAGCAAAUAAAAUGUGUUGUUUUAAAAAUAAAUCUUAUUUUUUUCAAUCAAUCACAUGGGUGGUUUUGCUGGACUUCUGAUUUUUCAAUAUUUUGGGUUAGCACUAUUGUGUAAUCUUUCCCCCAGAGAUUGCAACAAUGUAGGAAGCCAGGAGAAUCUGAAAGUGAAACUACAGUGAAACUAGCAAAUAGUUAAGUUGGCAGAGUUCUGUGGGUGAAAACUAAAGGUUCUUACAUGAUGAAAGAAAAAUUGGAUUUAAAAAAUCCUUUCAUUUGGCAAUAAUUAACAACAUUAUUCACAGAGGACCCCGAUAUCCGGGCAGAUGGACAUCAUGCUGCCUGAGGGAGACCCUAAAAGGACAGGGGAGAAGGUCAGAAGCCAGGAGCCGGGAGAGAAUCCUUCAGUCACACUCUUCCGAGAGUACCUGAGACUCAAGACAGUCCAGCCUGAGCCCAACUACGAUGUGGCCGUGCGGUUCCUGGAGCGGAUUGCAGCCGAGCUUGGCCUGGGGUGUCAGAAAGUGGAGGUGUGCCCGGGCCGGGUUGUCACCAUCAUGACCUGGCAGGGCACGGACCCGCAGCUCCGCUCCAUCCUGCUGAACUCACACACAGAUGUCGUGCCGGUAUUUGAGGAGCACUGGACCCAUGACCCUUUCGAAGCCUUUAAGGACUCUCAGGGUAACAUCUACGCCCGCGGAGCCCAGGAUAUGAAGUGUGUCUCCAUCCAGUACAUCGAGGCCAUCCGGAGGCUGAAGGCUGAGGGGAAGCGCUUCCCCCGAACGGUUCACAUGACAUUCGUGCCUGACGAAGAGAUCGGGGGCUGCAAGGGCAUGGAGCUGUUUGUGAAGCGGCCUGAGUUCCAGGCUCUCAACGUCGGCUUCGUUCUGGAUGAAGGCCUGGCCAACCCAACAGACGCCUUCACUGUGUUCUACGGGGAGAAGUGCGCCUGGUGGAUUAAAGUCAAGUGCGAGGGGAACCCAGGCCAUGGAUCCCGGUUCAUUGAGAACACGGCUGCUGAGAAGUUGAACAGAGUGAUCACCUCCCUCCUGCAGUUCAGAGAGAGUGAGAAGCAGAGACUGAAGUGUGAUGAGCACCUCACCCUGGGCGACGUCACCUGCCUCAACCUGACCAUGCUGAGUGGGGGUGUCUCCUUCAAUGUCUUGCCCUCAGAGCUGUCCGCCACCUUUGACAUCCGCAUCCCACCCACUGUCAACUUGCAGGCAUUUGAGGAGCAGCUCACAGCCUGGUGCCGGGCAGCUGGAGAGGGUGUCACCUACAAGUUCUACCAGAAAUACAUGGAUCAGACAGUGACCUGCACCGAGGAGUCUGACCCGUGGUGGAAGGCAUUCAGUAGGGUUUGCAAAGACAUGCACAUGACGCUGAAGCAUGAGAUCUUCCCGGCCGCCACGGACAGCCGCUUUAUCCGAGCAGCUGGUCACCCGGCCCUUGGCUUCUCCCCCAUGAACCGGACCCCGGUGCUGCUGCACGACCACAAUGAGUACCUCAACGAGCAGGUCUUCCUGCGGGGCAUCGAGAUCUACGCCUGCCUCCUCCCCUCCUUGGCCAGCGUCCCCCCUCUGCCGGCGGAGGGCUGAGGGGCACAGCGGAGGGUGGGGGAUACUAAAGCGAGAGACGGGGAGUGAAAAUUCAUGGGGGCAAUGGACAUACAGGGGCUGGGGUAAGAAGCAGCUGCCUGGGAGUGGGCAGGACUCCAGGGUUCCUGGGUGGCAGCGUCAUUUACAGAACCACCUGGCUGUGCCAGCCCGGAGGGGCAGAUGCCUGUUGUGUCCAGGGGGAGGAGCAGCUUGUGUCCCUGCUUGUGCUCCAGGUGCUCUGGGCCUGUCCCUGGAUCCCUAUGAAAUUACAGCCGGUGCCCAGCUUUCCAGCCCAUGGCUCUGCAAGAUUGGGGGUGGGGGAAAGGCUGCACCCCGGGGGUAUGACAUGCCAGACUUUCUCCCAUUGCUUGCACUGGAGGUGGGGAAUACACCUUGAGUGCCCCAUGCCCUCCACCCUGCAUUUACCUCCUCUGGCUCCUGGAAGGGCCCCUCACCACAUUGCAGCAGUAACACAAGCCUUCCCCUCCCAAGUGGGGUAGGCCUGGGUCCUACCCACUGGGGUCAAUGCGGGUUGGGGGCAGGGUUCCAUUCCCCUUGCUGCAUCUCUCCAUCCCAACCCCUCCCCAGCCCCAGAGCCCCUCUCCCUGCUGCUUCCAGCCCCAGAGCUCUGCAGAGCCACCCCCAGCCUCCAGGGAUUAACUGGGAUCAUGGGGCAACCCUUGGGGAGCCUGCCCCUCCCUUGGGCCCCCCUUGGCUCUCUCUGGCUGCCGAGUGGCUCUCCCUGCUCCCGGGGCUAAGCAGCACCACUUGCCCCAGGCAGGGCGGGGAGUUGGAAGGGGAUGUAGCUGUGGAUGGAUGCAGGCAUUGAGAGCAGGGUGGCCUAGUGGAUAAGGGACUGGACUGGGGCUCAGGAGAGCUGGGUUCCACUUCUGGCUCUAGUCCAGACUCCCUGUGUGAUCCUGGGUGAGUCACCUGAGCUCUAUGUGUCUCCGUUCCCCAGAUCAUCAUACCCCCCAAGUCCCUGGCGCGCUGCUCUCAGACCCUUGGCUGGGUGACGCUAUGUACCUGCUGCCUACUCUCAUUAAACCACCGGCUGGAGAGAGGUGGCAGGAAAGCCGCUGGGAUGGCACCUCCUCCUGAGUGCCCCAGACUGUCACUGCCCAGCAAAGAGGGUUUGGGCCAAUUGCUGGCAAACUCCCGGCAGGAAGCAGCUCUGAGCUGGCAGUGGCGGGUCUGGCUCAGCAGGGGGCGGUGUUUCUCAGCCAUACUGGGGCUAGCAGCAGGGCUGUGGAGGGAGGGGGUGCUCAAGUCCCCUGGCAGUGUGACCAUGCUGUGAAUUUUCAUUCCUUGGGGCAGGGCCGCUGGGCACAGCGCUCUGCCCACAUGGUGGUGGUAGUGGUGGUAAUUGCUGUCUUAAUGAAUCAUUGCAUCGGUGAAUGCAAAUCAGAGUGCAGUGCAUGGAUGGGCUACUGCGCGUGGUAGCCUGGAGUCCUAGGCCGGAGGACUGGCCCUGUCUCGGUGUGCAGACGUGUCUUCUAGCACAUCAGAAAGCCUCAAUGGGGACUCACGUUCCAGAUCCCCAAUCCCUAGCUCCAGCUCUCUGGCUGCAGCCCCAUCACCCAGAUGGGAUCUUGCUGCAGUCAGGGGCCGGUGGCUACGAGCAGGGGGUUGAUGCUCAGGGACAAUGUGCCACCCUUGCCCUUGCCCACCUACCUGCAGUACCCCAUUGCCCCUCUGUGAGCCAGUCAUGGAGUGAGAGAAACCCUGAUGCUCCUGGCCAGGCCUCUGCCUGGUGGAUGGGCAUAGGGAGGUUGGCAUCCUGCUGGGGGAUGGGACAAAUUCCAAGGGGCAUACUGCCAGCCUACGGCCCAGUGGUUAGGAUGGGCUGAUGCUGAGCAGAUCCCUUGCGGGGUCUGGGGAAAGUAGGAGACCUACAGAGGUCUCUCCUCAGGUGUGCCUGUGGGGGGGGGGGGCGGUCAUCCCACCCAUGCUCCCUCAUCCCAGUGUUAACACCAGUUGUUUGGGCUGGGAGAUCAGGUCCGGUUCUCUGCCGAACUUGUGCCAAAGCUGCCAGCUGUCGGUGUGUGUCUCCACAGUGCUUGUGAUUUUACUAAAUAAAGCUGUUUGAUUGGAAA
Dermochelys coriacea (leatherback sea turtle) is the source of this 4472-nucleotide messenger RNA. It is a transcript of the gene ACY1, whose product is annotated as aminoacylase 1. Lineage: Eukaryota; Metazoa; Chordata; Testudines; Dermochelyidae. The coding region runs from base 1105 to 2376 and encodes 423 amino acids. Gene Ontology annotation, cellular component: cytoplasm. The record is from RefSeq and is a predicted model, not a curated record. The transcript has 15 exons. Gene Ontology annotation, biological process: amino acid metabolic process. Gene Ontology annotation, molecular function: aminoacylase activity.